Molecule: messenger RNA, 1886 nt
Organism: Drosophila grimshawi
Lineage: Eukaryota; Metazoa; Arthropoda; Insecta; Diptera; Drosophilidae
Product: fibrinogen-like protein 1
Exons: 5
Coding region: 86-1390 (434 amino acids)
Source: RefSeq, a predicted model, not a curated record
CUUCUAGUCAUAUUCAUUUUAGUAUGUGUCGGCAUUAAGUAAGAGACGGUAGUGGCAAACGCUUGGUGGAAGAAAAUCAAGGAAAAUGCAAAAGUGUUUUGCAGUGUGUGUUAUUCUGUGCAUAAUUUUGUCAGGAUGUGGCGUCAGCUCACAUUUCGAGACGGAGAGCACGUUGACAUUGGAAGAACUAAAAAAUGAAUUUCAUAACUAUGACAAAAUUAUCACAGAGAAGGAAGACAAAUUAAAGAAAUUGGAAUAUGAAUUCGACGAGGAUCUAAUAAAUACAAAUUUCAAAGAAGCCAAAACAUUUAUUUUGGAAUUGGAAAAUCAAAUUACUGAAUGCCAGGCUCAGUUAAAUAACCAAACAGCUCAAAAUCAAGAGAAAAUAUUGCCAGCGAUUAGAGAUCUAAUAAAUAAUCACAUUAUUAAGGAGCAUGGUCAAACUCAAAUACAAGCUGAGAUUUUAAUUAAAAAUAUAAUUGAUGGAAUAACUAAGCAAAAUACUGUAGAUCAGAAUAAAUGUGAUCAACGAAUUGCUAAACAAAAUGAUGAAAUUAAUAUAUUAAAGCUAGACAUUCAAAAGUUAAAUAACAAGAAGACAAAAAUAACAGAUCUGCAGAGAUUAAACAGAAAUCUACAGAAUGAAAAAUCCCAGUUGGAAGAGAAUCUUAAUGCAAUCAAGUUACAACUGAAUAGCAAAGAUGAACGCAUUUUAAAGUUAGAACAAAAUCUUAGUUUAAUUAACGAUAAUUUAAAAUUGCAAAAUGACCAAAAGGAUUCGCUUCCAGAGAGCUGCUUGAAUUUAAAAGGACUCCAACUCAUAAAGAUUCCGCGUUCAACCAUUUCUUUAAACGUCUCUUGUGAAAUGAAUGGGAAUGGUGGGAUAAUAAUUCAAAGACGUUCUAAUAAUAAAUAUGAUUUUUUUCGUGACUGGAAUAAUUACAGGCGUGGAUUUGGUGAUUUGAAUGAUGACUUUUUCCUUGGAUUGGAAAAUCUGCAUCUUAUCACAUAUUCACAGCAACACGAAUUAAUUGUCUAUGUAUAUGAUGAAUGGACAAAUGAAUGGACUUUUGCUCAAUAUGAUAAUUUUCUGAUUGGUAAUGAGGGAAACAAUUAUACUUUAGAAUCUCUCGGCACAUACAGCGGCACAGCAUCUGAUGGCAUGAGAAAAAGUUUAAAUAGAAAAUUUUCAACCCACGACAAAAAUAAUAAAUACUGUGCAAAUUUCCUUUCUGGUGCCUGGUGGUAUGAUUAUGAAUGUAGAUCAAGUAAUUUAAACGGGAAGCCAGGAAAGAUUUACUGGAAUGACUGGUAUUCAUAUUCGUAUUCAUAUUCGAAUGUAAUAAUGACAAUUCGCCCCAAGAAUUUAAAUACAAUUAAAAAUAACUAAAUAAUUUGAUAUAUAAAUAAAGCUUUUUGCCACUGUUACACAUCGCAUUUAGGUAGUUGCAUCUACCGAUAAGGGAGAAUUAGAGCAUUGGCCCGGUAACGGUCCAUCCUCUUAGACACAUUCGAAUGCAGCCAAGACAAUGACCGGCUAAUAUUGCAUUCGAUAUCAAAUUAAUUAAUAUAGCCUCUUUGGUUGAGGGACAUACUACUAAUACCUACCUAUAUUUUACUAAUACUGUGUCUGAAUCCAAUGCCAAUUUCAUGCUCGCUGCACAGUGUAAACCGCCAAUAUUUCGCUUAGCGCUCUGCAGAGGCCAACAGCAAUUAAAUACCAGUAAAUUAGUUGAAAAUGUACAACUGGGAAUACCAGGGAUGGUCAUGGCGAGACGUGGGAUUGCGGCUUAAGUAGAUUAAGUGUAUUUUAUAGAGCUACAAAUUAUCAUCGGGCUGAAGUUGAUUAAGUUGCGCCCAUAAUAAACAGCAUAAUAAAAAAAUCA